Messenger RNA from Pseudoliparis swirei, 2929 nucleotides. RefSeq names its product coagulation factor II (thrombin) receptor (gene f2r). Gene Ontology annotation, molecular function: thrombin-activated receptor activity. Gene Ontology annotation, biological process: positive regulation of blood coagulation; positive regulation of Rho protein signal transduction; thrombin-activated receptor signaling pathway. NCBI's taxonomy places the organism in Eukaryota, Metazoa, Chordata, Actinopteri, Perciformes, Liparidae. Gene Ontology annotation, cellular component: membrane. The record is from RefSeq and is a predicted model, not a curated record. The transcript has 2 exons. The coding region runs from base 84 to 1343 and encodes 419 amino acids.
AAAGCACUUCAGGAUCUCGUCAGACGAACCAAGAAUGUCAACACACUCGUAGGCGUUAGAUUUCUGUCGUUUACAGUGAAGCCAUGGUUCGCCUGUCAAUCGCGUUGUUGGUGUUGUUUUCCCUCCAGAGCUCAGCACUCGCCUCACACAACGGCUCGGUGCCCUUCCUCCGGACUUUCUCUGGUCACGUUAAAACCGUCACAGACGAGCCCUUCGAAUACGUCGACCUGCCCGACGAGGGGUCCGCCUCGGGGGUGAAAAAGCACCGCCCGCUCCGCCUUCCCCAGAAGCACUAUUACGUCUCGGAGGACACCAAAGAUUUCCUCCGGGGCCGCCUGGCGACGCGCUUCGUCCCGACCGUUUACGCCCUCGUCUUCGUCGUCAGCGUGCCCCUCAACCUCGUCGCCGUGGUGAUGUUCGCGCACCGCGUCCGUCCCAGGAAGCCGGCGGUGAUCUACAUGCUGAACCUGGCCUGCGCCGACCUGCUGUUCGGCCUCCUGCUUCCCUUCAAGAGCGCCUACCACUACCUCGGCAACGACUGGAUCUACGGCGCCGCCAUGUGCCGGGUCGUCACCGCGGCGUUCUACUGCAACAUGUACUGCUCCGUGCUGCUCGUGACGUGCAUCAGCGUCGACCGCUUCCUGGCGGUGGUCUACCCCAUGAACUCCCUGACGUGGCGCAGCCCUCAGACGGCCGCCGCCGCGUGUGCCGCCAUGUGGCUGUUGGCCCUCGGGGGCGUCGCCCCUCUCCUCGUCUCCGGGCAAACCCUCCAUCUGUCCGACUUGGGCAUCACCACCUGCCACGAUGUGCAGGACGUGGAGCGACUGCAGGCGUACUAUCGGUACUUCUUCCCCAUCUACUCCUCCGUGUUCUUCUUCGUCCCGCUCGUCGUCACCGCCGUCUGCUACGUCCGUAUUAUUCAGGCUCUGGCGGCGGCCAACGUGGAGAACCGCUUCAGGAAGACCCGAGCGGUGGUGAUGGCCGCGGUGGUGCUGGUGGUGUUUGUGGUCUGCUUCGCCCCCACCAACGUCCUCCUGAUGGUGCACUACGUCCAGCUGUCCCACGCGACCGGCGGCGGCGGCGGCUCCUACCAGGCCUACCUGCUCUCCAUGUGUGUGGGCAGCCUCAGCUGCUGUCUGGAUCCAGUGCUGUACUACUUUGCCUCCUCCCAGUGCCAGAAGCAGGUGGCGGCGCUGCUCGGGUGUCGGCGACCGGCCCGAGCCAAGAGCGGCUCCCAAACACAGAGCACCAGAAGCAGCGGGCGGAGCGACAGCGGCAGGUCGUGCAAGAUGGAGAAUAUUGAGACCGGCCCGGAGAGCCACUACAGCCGGCUGGUGGCUUAACGACGAGGACACGGGAUGCUGGCUUAGAAGAUUCAGUUUAUUCGUAGAGCCCAUUUUCACAAAUUAGAAAUUUGUCUCAGAGUGCUUUACAAUCUGUACACAUAGACAUCCCUGACCUUUGACCUCACAUCGGAUCAGGAACAACGCCCAAACAACCCUUCAGGGGGAUAAAAAAGUGAAGAAACCUUCAGGAGAACAACAGAAGAGGAUUCCUCUCCAGGAUGGACAGAACAAUAGAUGUCAUGUGACCAGAAGGAAUCAUUACGCAUAAAUUAAAACACAGUAACAACACAAUCAACUAGAACGGGCACUCGGUAGAGCGCAUACCUUCACAUAUCACAAGAUUGGGCAUUGAAUUAUUAACAUUUUGGCAUUAGUUGCAUGCCAAUGGGAUAAAAAUUGACCGCACUAUGGUAAAAAUAAGAUUUUGACCUUUGACCCGAUCGAUCCCAAAAUCUAAUCAAAUGGUCCCCGGAUGAUAACCAAUCAUACCACCAAAUUUCAUGCAAUUCCGUUCAAUACUUUUUGAGUUAUGCGAGUAACACGCAUACAAAUAAAUAAAUAAACGAACGGGCACUCGGUAGAGCGCAUACCUUCGCAUAUCACAAGAUUGGGCAUUGAAUUAUGAACAUUUUGGCAUUAGUUGCAUGACAAUUGGAUAAAAAUUGACCGCGCUAUGGUAAAAAGAAGAUUUUGACCUAUCCAUGACCUUGACCUUGACCUUUGACCCGAUUGAUCCCAAAAUCUAAUCAAAUGGUCCCCGGAUAAUAACCAAUCAUCCCACCAAAUUUCGUGCGAUUCGGUUUCAUACUUUUUUUGUUAUGCGAAUAACACGCAUACAAAUAAAUAAAUAAAUACACGGCGAUCAAAACAUAACCUUCCGCAUUUUCAAUGCGAAGGUAAUGAAAGACACGUCUCCCAACUGUACUUACCGUAUAAUAUAUCUGAAUCCAUGGAUCUAAAUGCUUGGGUUGGGUGAAAGGAGUGUGUCCGGUGCCUUGCAGUGCUAAGUCCACUUAAAUGAGCUUUUAGUUGUUUUGCCAUCCCAUAAUAUACCCACCAGUAUGACAGUGUUUGAUAUGCGUGUUUAAUUUCACAGAGAGCUUGUACACAAUGCCAUUAUUUAUUUUUUCAUAUUCUUGUUUUCAGUGAAUCAUAGGUUAUACACAGUUAAUAAUAAUUAGUUUUAAUCUGAAAAACAUUACAAGUUAUGUAGUAGCUGUAUUGUUGUAGGACCAACAGCCGCUCUAGGUUUUGAUAAGUGUAUAUGUAUUUAUAUAAGCAACAAAAGUAAUCAAUUGAACUGCACUAGCAUUCAUAACCUAUUUAAUUAAAUCAAAACAGAACUACUACAUUAUACAUAUGUUGCUUAAUACUUAUGUUGCUGUUUAUCCAUCUUUUUGUUGUCUUGCCGCUCACUCCUUGUCAUCGGGGCAGAGCUCUGAAACAUAAACAAACACUUUACGAAGAGGCAGAUAUUUCCUCAGCUUUUUAGAAAUGAUGUUCACAGCAUGUGUAUUCCCCCCCUGUGUGCAUUGUACUUCAUGCACUUCAAGUUUGCAGCAUUAAAACAAUGUGUAAUGGUA